This is a messenger RNA of Ailuropoda melanoleuca (giant panda), 4413 nucleotides long. RefSeq names its product synaptotagmin 11 (gene SYT11). NCBI's taxonomy places the organism in Eukaryota, Metazoa, Chordata, Mammalia, Carnivora, Ursidae. The coding region runs from base 279 to 1571 and encodes 430 amino acids. Gene Ontology annotation, cellular component: synapse; plasma membrane; axon. The transcript has 4 exons. Gene Ontology annotation, molecular function: clathrin binding; calcium ion binding; calcium-dependent phospholipid binding. The record is from RefSeq and is a predicted model, not a curated record. Gene Ontology annotation, biological process: calcium ion-regulated exocytosis of neurotransmitter; vesicle fusion.
GUCUCCCGCCGAGGGCCGUUCGGAAGAAGGCGGAGCCAACCUCGCAUCAGGACCAGUCUGGCUGCACCUGCAUCCUUCGCUCAGAGCAUCCCUGGAGCAUCUUAGAAGGCGACCGCAGCUGGCAACCAGGGGCCUGACCGUCGCAGGAGGCGUCCGCCAGACACCUUCCCCCUCCCCUGAGCUAGCGCUCUACAGCGGCGGCCUCGGUGCUGACAGGGCGCCCCCAGACUUGUCCAACCCUUGAAAAAGCAUUUAUAGCAAUAGCCUCUGGUUACGACAUGGCUGAGAUCACCAAUAUCCGACCCAGCUUUGAUGUGUCCCCAGUGGUAGCUGGCCUCGUUGGGGCGUCUGUGCUGGUGGUGUGCGUCUCAGUGACCGUCUUUGUGUGGACAUGCUGCCACCAGCGGGCAGAGAAGAAGCACAAGACCCCACCAUAUAAGUUUAUCCAUAUGCUCAAAGGCAUCAGCAUAUACCCAGAGACCCUCAGCAACAAGAAGAAAAUCAUCAAAGUGCGGAGAGACAAAGAUGGCCCUGGGAGGGAAGGUGGGCGCGGGAACGUGCUGGUGGAUGCAGCAGAGGCCGGCCUGCUGGGCCCUGACAAAGGUCCCAAGGGACCCAGCUCCAGCUCUUGUAUAGACCAGUUACCCAUCAAGGUGGACUAUGGGGAAGAACUGAGGAGCCCCAUCGCGAGCCUGACCCCUGGGGAGAGCAAAACCACAUCUCCGUCUUCUCCAGAGGAGGACGUCAUGCUAGGAACCCUCACCUUCUCUGUGGACUAUAACUUCCCGAAAAAAGCCCUGGUGGUGACGAUCCAGGAGGCGCACGGGCUGCCGGUGAUGGACGAGCAGACCCAGGGCUCUGACCCCUACAUCAAAAUGACCAUCCUUCCUGACAAGCGGCAUCGGGUGAAGACCAGGGUGCUGCGGAAGACGCUGGACCCCGUGUUUGACGAGACCUUCACCUUCUACGGUAUCCCAUACAGCCAGCUGCAGGACCUGGUGCUGCACUUCCUAGUCCUCAGCUUCGACCGCUUCUCCCGGGACGACGUCAUCGGGGAGGUCAUGGUGCCGCUGGCUGGUGUGGAUCCCAGCACAGGCAAGGCGCAGCUGACCAGGGACAUCACCAAAAGGAACAUCCAGAAGUGCAUUAGCAGAGGGGAGCUCCAGGUGUCUCUGUCCUACCAGCCCGUGGCACAGAGACUGACCGUGGUGGUCCUCAAAGCCCGACACCUGCCGAAAAUGGACAUCACCGGUCUCUCAGAUCCUUACGUCAAGGUGAACGUCUACUACGGCAGGAAGCGCAUCGCCAAGAAGAAAACCCACGUGAAGAAGUGCACUUUGAACCCGGUCUUCAACGAGUCUUUCGUCUACGACAUCCCCCCUGACCUCCUGCCCGACGUGAGCAUCGAGUUCCUGGUCAUCGACUUCGACCGCACCACCAAGAACGAGGCAGUGGGGAGGCUGAUCCUGGGGGCACACAGUGUCACCAGCAGCGGCGCCGAGCACUGGAGGGAGGUCUGCGAGAGCCCCCGCAAGCCCGUGGCCAAGUGGCACGGUCUGAGCGAGUACUAGUCGUGUUGUCCUCGCCCGAGCCGAGGCCAGGCGGGCCGGCGGGGACAGAGAUGCUAGACAGCAGCAGACUCAGAACCUCAGAUUAGUUGUAGAAGAUUUCUUACCAAACACGCCCCACAGAGAACACCCCACAUGACCACAGCUGCAGAUCAGUUCUUAGCGAUGACGAUUGUUCUCCUUUGCAAGGCACUAGAAAUCCUUUUUUUUAAAUGGGGAAAAAGAGAGGGAAAGGCCUCACAAGUCUAUAUAUAACAAUGUAACCUUAUACUUGCAUGUCUAAUACAAACUGAAGAAAUUAGCCUAACUGCCAAUAUCAAGUUACAGAUUUUGAUCCAUGAAAAUUGUGUUUUGUGCCGACUUGUAUUUGCUGAUUACCUGAAAUUGGCCUCUUUUUACUGGGCUUCUCCGAAGAGUGACUCCUGCCCCCCCCCCACCUCUGCAAACGGAUGUUGUUUUGCUCGUGUGAAACCUCAUAGUGUCGUCACCCCGUCGUGUCUCCCUCCCACCUCGGACGGCUCUGCUCUUGGAGCUCAGGGUCCAGAGGUUUGUCGUGAGCCAAGAAGCGAAGGUGGGGUGCGUGAGGCAGGGUUUGCUGGGGAAAGAGGAUUUGGGAUGUGGCAUUUUUGCUGCCACGCUCCUGCUGGGAGGACCCGGGGCGGCUCAGGGUUAACUCGCAAUGAAGCACAUGAACACAGCAGACUUCGAGGUAGAAUUCGGGCUUAAAAAACUCGAUGUGUUCUCGGGAGAACACUUUGGAGCCUUCCAGUCCGGCUGGGGCAGCUCCUGGGGGCUGGGGCGGCCAGCCCCAGGCACUGUGUGUGGGUGUGGGCACCACGUCGUGUGCAGCACCCCCGCCAAGUGACCACCACUUGGUGUGAAGGAUGCAACCGGCCUUUAUUUUUCCAGAAAUGCUGACCCAUGAGAAGCUUUCGAGUUUUCUCAGGUAGCUUAGAUGAGAUUGGUUUUGCUUCAUAAGGAAAACGGCCUUCAGAAAUUAUUCUUUAUCCUUAAAUUUUUCAAUUAUGGCUCUUAAAACUAAGGAAGGGAGUGAAAUGAGUAAAUGUGAGUUACUGCGUAGUCAAGGUAACCUGGAUUUUUUUCUUCCGUCCUGUCCCUCAGAACAGAGUGCUUAGUUCUUGGCUUUUACUGAGCGCUGAGACUAGGUGCAGGUGCGGGGGAAGCACGCGGCUCCACCCCCCUCCCGCCGUUGCUGCGAGGGAGCCGGCCUCUCGCUGGGAUUAGAACUUCGCUCCCCAGGCUCCUGGUCAGCCACGGCUCUAAUGUUGAGACCUGUCAGGGCAGAGCCUGGUCGGCAGGCCGGGAGCUUGUCUGCGCAGCAGACCUUGCCGCCGGCCUGCAGAGGAGCUUAGAUUGGCAGCUGCGGGAGCCGUGGCCUGAAAGAGCAGGUCCACUCCCGCAGGAGAGCAUCCCUUCCGACUGCUUCCGAGGGGGCUGGCUGUCCUCGGACAGAGUGGCAGUGGUGCCUGUGACAUUCUCUUAGCUCCCGUGGAUUUAAGACCAGUCUGCUCCCAGAAUCCUUUUGUUGUUCUUUAUAAAACCUGGAUUCUUGACAGUGCUGAGCAGUUCUGAGCAGGCACAAAGCCCACUCUGUUCUUGUCCCUGCCCCCCCCGCCCCACCCCCUUCAUCUGACUCACUGUCCCAUCAGGGUGUCCAUGCCACCAGUCUCGAUCCUAUACUCCAUGGAAUGUAAAUACUGUAUCAUACGUAGAAGAAAAUUUUUGUUUUCUAAAAAUGCAUUUUGAGAUAGUUUAAUGUAAAUCUGACAGGAGCAUUCUGAAGCCCCAUUAGGAAAAAACCUUAAAUGCUUCCUCUUCAUCGCCUUACUGUCUGAAGAUCAGAAAUCGCUGAGCAACCCGCUUCUGUUUCCUUCCCAGAAACAACGCAAUGCAACAGGUGGAGAUAGUCUGGUCUUUGCCCCGCUGAGCAGGCCGCUCAGCCCCUCCCGCCAGACGCCUGGGAAGGCCGCCUCGCCCCACUCCCCUCUUCCCCAUCCCCCGCAGCUUUCUUCCUCCCAGUCUUUGGGUCUGUGGAGCGGUGGGUGGUGAGGUGACAGGCUGGGAACCGGCAGACCGCACGCGGCUGCUCCCUCCUACCUCACCCUGGAUCCAUCCUGCGCUUGGCCUCGCUGUCCCAAAGUCUCCCGGCUGCCUUUGGCUUGCACCCACGUCCCUCCCGGAGCAGCCGGCCCGCCGCCGAGGAGCGGCGCCUCCUCCCUCUGAAGAGUCAGUUGAAAGACAAGAGAGUCGCCCCGAGCUUUUGCACAAGGCACGCAUGGUCAGGAACGGGUUAGGGAACGGUCACUUCGGAUUUCCAAGAGUCAGGCCUUCUCUGUUGAUAUCUUGAUUCCUCUGGGAAGACAAGAGUUUUUCUUAGUAACAAAAGUUCUUUUAUGAGUUACUCCUCCUUUCAGUUCUUCUCCGUGGAGGACAGCCAAGACGUACGUGUUCAGGGACACACUCUAGCUACGGAAGCAGGUAGAACUGGUUUGUGGGACAGGAGCUGCGGGCUCAGGAGAGGGAAUGAGGCAGGUCUUUUCUUGGAAGGCUUUUCUUGUGGCCGCGAUAGUGACAUUGCCCUCACCAGGACCCUUCUCCGAUGUGGUCGUCUUUCUUUACCUUGUGUCUUCUCUUGUACAAAAUGAAACUCAAAAUAAAUGUGUCAAAUUAAAAAAAAAAAAGAAGAAGAAACCAGAAAAGCCAACAUGAGUUGUGUGAAGCUUUGUAACGCUGUAAUGCUAGCCUACAAUAUGUCAUGCUAUCUUGUAUGUGGAGUUCGCUAACACAGCACCCAAGUGCAGAAUAAAGACUGACUCACAUUCAA